Phoenix dactylifera (date palm) is the source of this 2868-nucleotide messenger RNA. RefSeq names its product vicilin-like seed storage protein At2g28490. Lineage: Eukaryota; Viridiplantae; Streptophyta; Magnoliopsida; Arecales; Arecaceae. The record is from RefSeq and is a predicted model, not a curated record.
UUCUAUGUAAAAUUAUAUCGCCCCUGUUCAAGAGUGCAAGAGCAAGGAACUUUCCACGUCCAAAAUACUUUUAUAUCGACUAAAUAGCAAGUAAUAAUUUAAAAACCUGCAGCAAUUAUAAAAUUAUAAAGGCUGGUACAAUCCAAAUACCUAUUGUUUUAAAUUCAUGCAUUCGCAUCCAAUUUUGCUUCGAUCCAUAUAGGAAGAACGCAACAAAGUAAAGGGUUAAAAUAUUGUCCAAGUUCAUCAAAUUUUGGUGUAUUUCUCUUCUUGUUGAAGGCUUUAUAUGACCACCUUUAGGCAUGAGAUAACACCACGAAGACAUCUCCGGACUGUAAUCCUUCUGUUCUCACUUUCUGAACUCUCUAACCUCGGACUACCUUUGUUUAUCCUAACUAUUGUCACUUUAGCUUCAUUCUUCUGCUACUUUGGUUUUCACCACCAAAAAGACCUCACUGGCAAGAAAAUCCCCCCGAGAUCACUAGGAUUACCGUUAUCCUUCUCGAAAAGAAGGAGGCGACAGCAGCGGAGCGACAUGGGUCCAUGACAGUUGAAUAAAUGCGCUUGGGUUCGCUUCCAACGCGCGCUUGGUGUUUCGAUCGUGUCUGUCUAAUGCUUGGUGUUUUUCUGUCAUCGUGUUGCUGGUCCUUGCGACCGUGUUGGCCACUAUAUUUCUCAUUUUGGUUGGUUUGCUUGUGGGUGAGACUGAUAGCUUGCUUGAGGCAGCAGAUAUGAUGUGCCUGUCAUACGUUUGAUGUAAUGUUAAUAAGAGGAUUUUCGCUUCCUCAGGUAUGGUUUCCUUGUCGCAGCAUUCUGCCGGGACUUCUUCUAGCGCAAGGAAGAUGCUAGGAGAUACAGAUAUAUAAGUCGCUUUGUCGAUAACGAGCCUUUUUUUAGCAAAUUUGGGUUGAGAAGGAUUUGUACAAGAACGAAUGUUGCACGGAAGGCCCGGUAACUCGGCAAAACUUCCCCCCGUUGAAUAGUCAACAGUCAACACAGUUUAUAAACGGAAUGAGAUCUUUCGGACCUUGCGGUGGAAUUGGUCGAGCCCACCACAAAUCUCCCGCGCAUGCAGGAUACGUGUCAGAACCUCACCCUCCCUCACGCCCUUCUUAAACCCACCUCUGGGGCCAACCAGCCUCAUCUCACUCACACCACUGUGCUAAAUCAGAAAGCAACGAAGAAAGGAGAGAAGAGAUAGCCGUUUAAGAUGGUGAGUACCAUGGGAGCUCGUGCGGCAUCGGCAAUCCUUGCACUGUUGCUGCUCUCCUCCUGGUCUCUGAUGGCCGUGAUGGCAUACCAAGGGAGAUCAGGAAUGGAAGGGAGAGGGAAAAGGGACGAAGAAGAGGCGCCCGGAUCCCCAGAAGGCAGGGGCCUCUUCAUACUGAGCAGGUCUAAGAAGGUGUUGAAGACUGAUUCUGGUGAGGUCCGGCUGGUGAUGGGAUACCGGUAUAGGGGCAACCCCAGCCCCAUGCACAUUGGCUUCAUCACCAUGGAGCCUAACACUCUCUACAUCCCCCAAUACAUUGAUGCCAGCCUCAUCCUGUUUGUACGCACAGGGGAGGCAAAAGUUGGAUACAUCCAUAAGAAUAAGUUGGUGGAGAAGCGGCUUAAAUCGGGCCACAUCAAUGCAAUUCCGGCCGGGUCGUCCUUCUACGUCGUUAACUCUGGCAAAAGCGAGAGAUUGCACAUCAUUUGUAGCAUCGACACUUUGGAGAGCAUCGAAUAUGGCGCUUUCCCGCAGUCGUUCUACAUUGGUGGAGGAGUGCUCCCAAGGUCGGUGCUUUCUGGGUUUGAUGCCAGUACGCUCUCAGCUGCUCUCAAUGUCAGCUCUGAUCAAUUAGAAAUGAUCAUGAAGAGCCAGAGGGGUGGCCCUAUCAUUCGUCUUAAUAGCGAGGCGGCUGACCAACCUGACUAUUUGUCUUCCAUAAAGAAACUGCAAGAGAGAAUGACCCAAGAGGAAGAAAUCGAUUCCGAUGACGAUGAUGAAGCCAAACAAGAGGAAUUAGAUGAUCUAUGGACAUGGCGAUGCCUUCUCAACUCUCUACUUGGAAAGGGCGACUGCAGGGUGCAGAGAAAGCGCGGGUUGGUCCACUCACCAGAAUCAUACAACCUCUAUGAUACAAAGCCGAGCUAUCAGAACGACUAUGGGUAUAGCAUUGCCAUUGAUAAGCACGACUAUUCCGCUCUAAGGCACUCCAACCUAGGGGUCUAUCUCGUCAACCUCGAAGCGGGAGCGAUGCUAUCGCCGCAUGUUAACCCAACUGCGACAGAGUAUGGCAUCGUACUCCGUGGAUCAGGAACUAUUCAGGUUGCGUUUCCCAACGGUACAGCCGCCAUGAAUGCUGAGGUUUCAGAAGGGGAUGUCUUCUGGAUCCCUCGUUAUUUCCCCUUCUGCCAGAUUGCAUCCAAUGGAGCACCGCUUGAGUUCUUUGGCUUCACAACAUCAGCGAGAAAGAAUAGGCCGCAGUUCCUCGUGGGGGCGAGCUCGCUGCUGCACAGCAUGAGGGGUCCGGAGCUUGCGGCGGCAUUCGGGGUGAGCGAGGAGCAGCUGGAGAGGCUCGUCAAAGCGCAGCGGGAGGCGGUCAUACUUCCGACUUCGCCUCAUCGAGGAAUGGAGGAAAAUGGGAAGGAGAAGCGGAAGGCGGAUCAGGUGUUGGUGAUGAAGAGGGGGCUCUUUGCAUGAGCUUAAUUACUACCAUUAGCUCUCUUUUGGAAUUUUUUUGUUUUUCUUUCGUUGGUUAUUGGUUUUAAUUAGUUUUCUACGUUCAUCAUUAGUGUCUUGUUGACAGGUUUUGUUAUUUUGACAAAGCUUGUUGAAUCCCAUAAAUUAUCGAAAAAUGACGUUCCAUCUUUUGCUAGUCUAAA